UCAGACUCUUCUGUGAAAAGGUAAAACGAGCUCCAAUAAGUGCUACACGUUCAAUUAAAAUUAAUUCGACAAAAGUAUACAGUGAAAUAAUCAAAUAAUCCUUCGAGGUGCAACUACUUUUACAGUAAAACGAUCUCCAGCUGCUGAACUGAAUCCUGUCUUUGAUCUUGCCUCUGAACGCCCAGUAGUGAAAAGUAACAUAGAAUUACUUUAGUCGCGAAAUUAUCAUUUCUAUUUCUGACGUUCAGUAAUUCGGGAUAACCAAAAUUUGUAGUUUUAUAUGAUAGUCAAAGCGAGAUAUUAUUUUGCCCGUGAACGUGCGUGAAACACUUUUCCAGUGCGAGAUAUACACAGAUAAACUUCAGAGUUUAUUCCAAGCAAUACAUGUUAGAACUGCCUUUGAUCCACUCUAUUGGAAGGAUCGCUUGCAUCGUUUAAAGUUUUGUUAUUUUGUGCUAAAAAGAAUACAAUGAGUGACAAAUCGGUUACAUACUACAAGGAUUCACUAGAUAUUCCGGAUACGGUUCGAACAAUGCAGACCGUACAUGGACAUAACUUCGAAGAGCCCUUCUACAUUUGCGAUCUUAGUGAAAUCGUAAAUAAAUUCAUCAUGUGGAAGCGAAUUUUACCGAGGAUAAUACCAUAUUACGCUGUGAAAUGCAACACAUACGCUCCUCUCUUGACUAUGCUAGCAGAACUAGGAAUCGGAUUUGACUGUGCCUCGGGCAAUGAAAUAGUAAAGAUACAAGCUUUGGGAGUGCUACCAAACCGCAUAGUAUUCGCUAAUCCUGUCAAGAGGACUUCAGAACUUUUAUACGCAAGGAAACAUGGUAUCAAAAGGAUGACAUUUGACAACGAAUGUGAACUGCAUAGAGUAAAAAAACUAUUCCCCGACGCCGAGCUCAUACUAAGAAUUCGUUGUGAUGCCAAAAAGGCCUGGUUCCGAGGUCUCGGUGAAAAAUAUGGAUGCGAUCCGAAAAUUGAAGCGUUUGAACUAAUUCAAUCAGCGUUGAGUUUAAACAUGAAGGUUAUCGGCAUAAGCUUUCAUGUUGGUUCAGGAUGCUUAGACUAUGGUACGUACUUUAAAGCUAUAGCUACCGCGAGGAAGAUAUUCGAUUUAAGUGAGAAAAUUGGAAACCGCAUGACAUUACUAGACAUAGGAGGAGGAUUUAUUUCUGACGUCCAAGCGUUCAGCGAGGUGGCAAAAGUUAUCAAUCAGGCUUUAUCUACCUUCUUCCCCAGUAACGAUGUUACUGUCAUAGCGGAACCAGGUCGUUAUUUUGCUUCUGCAGCCUUCACUCUCGUAACCAAAGUAAUUAAUGUGAAAGAGGCACGUAACAAUGGGAAACCAAGCUUCGCAUAUACGAUAAACUGCGGUAUUCAUGCAGGUUUUCGGUACUUACUAUUCGGCAGAAAGUUAACGAGGCCAGAAGUGAUUCGGGAGACAAAUGAAGAAAAGUAUAAAUGUACUAUAUGGGGACCCACAUGUGAUCCAGCUGACAAACUAUAUGAGGACAUUCGGUUACCUAAGCUGCAAGUUGAUGACGUCCUAAUCUUCCGAAAUUUCGGAGCGUACUCUACAGUGUUAGCAACGAACUUCAAUGGAUUCGAAAUGGCUGAAAUCAAACCUUAUUUGAAUGUCAAACACGAAAAUCUGAACCAACAAACGGAAUGGGACCGCCAAACAAUUAUUCAGUAACUCGUGAUAAAAUAAUUUUCGACUGAACCUUUAUCAGCUUCUCCUUCAAGAUACUUCUGUAUAUUUUGUUUUAUGCUUUAAUUUAUGUAACUCUGUACAUGAUAUUUUUCAUAUUAGUAUGUAUGUAUUUAACAAAUAUAUGUAAUUGGUGCGAAAGGAAAAAAUAAAGUACGGUAAAAAUGUA
This is a messenger RNA of Hermetia illucens (black soldier fly), 1883 nucleotides long. RefSeq names its product ornithine decarboxylase 2-like. The coding region runs from base 470 to 1699 and encodes 409 amino acids. Gene Ontology annotation, cellular component: cytoplasm. Gene Ontology annotation, molecular function: ornithine decarboxylase activity. The transcript is spliced from 9 exons. NCBI's taxonomy places the organism in Eukaryota, Metazoa, Arthropoda, Insecta, Diptera, Stratiomyidae. The record is from RefSeq and is a predicted model, not a curated record.